This is a messenger RNA of Colletotrichum orchidophilum, 978 nucleotides long. RefSeq lists its product as uncharacterized. The record is from RefSeq and is a predicted model, not a curated record. Lineage: Eukaryota; Fungi; Ascomycota; Sordariomycetes; Glomerellales; Glomerellaceae. The transcript has 6 exons. The coding region runs from base 1 to 978 and encodes 325 amino acids. Gene Ontology annotation, molecular function: RNA binding. Gene Ontology annotation, cellular component: nucleus; cytoplasm.
AUGUCGGUCGCAAGCAAGAACCUGUUCGAGCUCCUCGGCAACGAUGCCGAGGAUGACACUCCUCAGGCGCCCGUGAAGACGGUUGAGAAGAACUCUCUGCGCUCUACCAAGCGCGGCGUCGAGCCCGAGGCCCCUGCCCGUACCCCCGCUGGCAAUACCGGUGGUGCCCGUCGCAACAACGCCUCCGGCAACGAGGCUGCCUUCCGUGACCGCGGUGCUGGCAGCGACCGCAACCGUGGCAAGACCACCGACGAGCCUGCUAGAGGCGGCCCUCGUGGCGGCUAUGGUGCCCGCGCCCGUGGAGGCCGCGGUGGACGCUUCCCCCGUGAGCGUGAUGACCGCCAGUCUAAGGGUCUCGCCAGCGGCUCCGAGAAGCAGGCUGCCCAGUCUUGGGGCGCCACCGAGGGUGAGGCUGAGCGUAAGGACGAGGUUGCCGGCGAGGCCAUUGCCCAGGCUGAGGCUAAGGACGCUGAGGCUGAGGCCGCCGCUCCCAUCGAGCCCGAGGAGCCCGAGGAGAAGCAGGUCUCCUACACCGAGUACCUCGCCCAGCUGGCCGAGAAGAAGCUCGCUAUUGAGGGCAACACCAAGGUCCGCGAGGCCAACGAGGGCACCAAGCUCAAGAAGGAGUGGGCUUCCGCCAAGGAGGUCACCCGCGAAACCGAUGACACUUUCAUGAUCGGCACCGGAGGCAAGACCAAGCGCGAGCGUGAGCGCAAGACCAAGCAGCUUCUGGAUAUCGAUCAGCGCUACGUCGAGCCUGAGCGCUCUUCCCGCGGCGGUGCCGGUGGCCCCCGUGGUGGCCGUGGCGGUCCCCGUGGCGGUGCCCGCGGUGGUGACCGUGGUGACCGUGGCGGUCGCGGACGCGGCGACGGUGCCCGUGGCGGUGCUCCCCGCGGUGGUGCUCCCCGCGGCGGCCGCCCCCAGGGUGCGCAGAUCAACACCAAGGACGAGUCUGCGUUCCCUAGCCUCGGCAAAUAA